Molecule: messenger RNA, 1047 nt
Organism: Alnus glutinosa
Lineage: Eukaryota; Viridiplantae; Streptophyta; Magnoliopsida; Fagales; Betulaceae
Product: universal stress protein PHOS32
Exons: 2
Coding region: 166-786 (206 amino acids)
Source: RefSeq, a predicted model, not a curated record
AUAUAGCGGGUUGCCACUGCCCCCAUACACCGCCAGGUAACCCUAAGAAAUCCUUCCACUUCACACCGAAACGAUUCACUUCCCAAAACCCACGACAACGCCGAAAGAAGACAUCGGCAGACAACAAACACAACCAAACAGUGAAAACACAAAGAAAAAACUAUUAUGAGUUCUCCGACGCACGCAACGGCGAUAACGGUGCAGCCUUCGUCGCCGCGGUUCCCGUCGAGCGGGACGCCAACGGCAGGGGCGCAGCGGAAGAUCGGGAUAGCCGUCGAUCUGAGCGACGAGAGCGCCUUCGCGGUGAAAUGGGCGGUCCAGAACUAUCUGCGGCCCGGGGACGCUGUGAUCCUGGUGCACGUGCGGCCUACGAGCGUCCUCUACGGCGCGGACUGGGGCGCCAUCGACGUGGCGGUGGCGGAGGACGAGCUGUCCCAGCAGAAGCUGGAGCACGAAUUCGACGCUUUCACGUCCACCAAGGCCAACGACCUGGCGCAGCCUCUGGUGGAGGCUCAAAUUCCCUUCAAGAUCCACAUCGUCAAGGACCACGACAUGAAGGAGCGCCUCUGCCUCGAGGUGGAGCGCCUAGGGUUGAGCACUGUCAUCAUGGGCAGCCGCGGCUUCGGCGCCUCCCGCCGCGCCACCAAGGCCCGGCUCGGCAGCGUCAGCGACUACUGCGUGCACCACUGCGUCUGCCCCGUCGUCGUCGUUCGCUUCCCCGACGAGAAGGAUGUAGAAAAGGCUGUUCUGGAGGAGGAGCUGGAGUACCAUGACGCGUUGGAUUAGCAAACUGCUUCCAUGCCUCGCAGAUGUGGAUAAGGCCUCAUGAGUAUAGAUGGUGGGAAUGCCAAAUGUUUGAAAGUUCAUGUCUUUGGUACUGCUCUCUGUUUCUGCACCGUUUCACUGCCUUGUAUAUCUAUUAAGUUUUGGAAUGAUGCAUUUGACUGAUGAACUCUUUCUUGUGCUUUUAGGUCUUUGAAUGUGAUAGCCUUUUCUUGUUAAUAUAAAAUUUUCUGUCUGGAGGCAUUUCACUGGUUGCAACCACAA